AUGGGUCUGAACUACCUUGAGCCAGAGAGCUGCCACUUCCUGCAUAAGGUCAAUGAAGUAAACUAUUACUUGCACAAACUCAAACUGGACUCUCCAUUUAUUUUAGCUGAACAAUUCUCAGGUUGGGCACGUGCGAGGCUCCGGGACAGGAAUUCCAGUGCUGAUCAUCGAGUCCGAGUGGACCUGGGCCACUGGGACAAAUUCAGUGAACUGGCCACCAAGUGCAUUAUUAAGAUCGUGGAGUUUGCUAAACGUCUACCAGGCUUCACCAGCUUGACCAUCGCAGACCAAAUCACCCCGCUGAAGACAACCUCUUUGGACAUCCUGAUUCUGAGAAUCUGCACCAGGUAUACCCCAGAGCAAAACACCAUGCCAUUUUCAGACGUCCUGACCCUGAAUGGAGCCCAGAUGCACAACGCCGGGCUCAGACCCCUGACCGACCUCGUAUUCACCUUCGCCAGCCGGCUCCUAUAUCUGGAGAUGGACGACAUGGAGACAGGCAUUCUCAGUGCCAUCUGCUUGAUCUGUGUAGACCGCCAGGACCUUGAGGAACCAACAAAAGUAGAUAAGCUACAAGAAUCAUUGCUGGAAGCACUAAAAAUUUAUAUCAGAAAGAGAUGACCCAGCAAGCCUCACAUGUUUCCAAAGAUCCUCAUGAAAAUCACAGAUCUCCGCAGCAUCAGUGCUAAAGGUGCAGAAAGUGUAAUUACCUUGAAAAUGGAAAUUCCUGGCUCGAUGCCCCCUCUCAUUCAAGAAAUGCUGGAGAAUUCUGAAGGACAUGAACCCUUGACCCCAAUCUCAAGUGGGAACACAGCAGAGCACAGUCCCAGCCCCUCGCCCAGCUCCGUGGAGAACAGUGGUGUCUGUCAGUCACCACUGCUGCAAUAA
Kogia breviceps (pygmy sperm whale) is the source of this 888-nucleotide messenger RNA. Lineage: Eukaryota; Metazoa; Chordata; Mammalia; Artiodactyla; Physeteridae. The record is from RefSeq and is a predicted model, not a curated record.